Chrysemys picta bellii (western painted turtle) is the source of this 3021-nucleotide messenger RNA. It is a transcript of the gene CEP68, whose product is annotated as centrosomal protein 68. NCBI's taxonomy places the organism in Eukaryota, Metazoa, Chordata, Testudines, Emydidae. The record is from RefSeq and is a predicted model, not a curated record.
CCGCUCCCAGCCGAGCUCCCAUUGCCAGGGGCUGCGCGGGGAAAGGCGGGGCAGGGAGGCUCCCAUUGGCCGGCGCGUAGCCGUCUCCGCCGGCGGGGGUCGGAUUGGCAGCCGCGAAGGGAGGUUUCUUUGUCGGGGCGGGGGAAGCGGAGCCGCGGCGGCGAUCGCGGUGUGGCUGAUGGAGCGCGGGGGAGCCCAUGGCCGCUGUCCCUCCGCCUGGCAGGGAGUUCAAGACUACGAGCACAUGGUCUGUGAAGGGAAGGAGUUCUGCAUGAAUGGCCGUGGAUGUGGGAAAAUCAGGUUCUGAAGCCUCACUGAAUGUGAAGGCCAAGUCCUAUGGUAGGUGGAACUACACAGAACUAGAGGCCGACUGCCCUGAGCUAGUUAGCAGUGUGCGUCAGCUUUUAGAAGCAGAGGAAGUGAAGUCAUCCCCAAAAGGAACUGAGGAUGCGGCAACGGAUGGAACAGGCCACAGAGUAACUGGUGUCUCCCAGAGAAAGCCCAGCUGUUGUAAAGUAUCUUUAACACCUUCUUCCAGGUUUUCCAGAGCAAGAGCAAAAGCAACAUAUGUGGAGAGGCAGCCAUUAACUGAUUGCUACCAUGAAUGGUUCUAUUUACCCCGUCGCUUUAGCAGAACUCUUUUCCACCCCGGUGGGCAGCAGAUGAAAAUGGUGGAAUGUCCGGGCUGUAAGGAGCACCUUCCGAAUACUCCUGAGCGUCAGCCAACACUUCAGAGCUCAGCAAUGGAUGCCAAAGUUUACAUCUCCAGUUCUGAGUCCCUUCCUGCCCUAAAUGCUGACUGUGGGAGCCAGGCCUCACUUUCCCUUUCUUCAACCACUUUGAAGUCUUUGCCGAACAGAACACUCCCCAGUUUUGAUACAGUAAUCCCACCGUUUUCCAGAUCGAGCCUUUCCACGCCACCUUCAGAAGACGAUGACUUUGAACAGCAGGAGAUAAGAUCAAGAAGCUUACCAGCUCGAAGGGUUUUUUCUUCAUCUGAAGUCUUCCCCUCUCGGUAUCUGCACAGUCGCUCUACUCCAGUAGAAGAUCCCAUGCUCAGCACACCCAGGCCAUUAAAUCCUCUCUUUGAUGACUGCAUAGCUGUGGAACAAGAAAAAAAGAGGUCGUCCUUUCAGGCUGAUUACUGGGCAUGUGCAAUACCUGAUUCUUUACCCCCGUCUCCGGACCGGCAGUCUCCACACUGGAACCCUAAUAAAGAGUAUGAGGACUUGCUUGAUUACACUUACCCUUUGAAGCCAAAAUACAAGCUUGCAAAGAACACCAAGUCUGUGAUGCCUGAUCCCUUCUUCCAUGAUUCUGGUAUAGAUCUUGACAGCUUUUCUCUUUCACCUGAGAGCACUUUGAAGUGUAUCAGUGCACCCGGUCAAAAUCAACAUGCUUCAGGGAGCAACGUAAGCCAGAGUAAGGAGUGUGGGAUCUCGGCAGAGAGAUUUUCAACUCCCUUGUCUAAGAAGCCAGGAUAUUUAGGAACAGUUCCUUAUUAUGGACCUUCACCUAUCACAAAAGUGUCCUUUGCAGAAUGUGUUGCUACUGCCACCAAAGCAGAUCCCAUUAGAGGGUUUGCAAACAGUUUGCUUACUUCGAAGUGUGCUGGACUUGGUUCGUGUGAUCGGACUCACAUAGAUGGGAGAGGCUGGGGUAGUAGAGGAGAUGAAGACUUUUCAAAGUGUCAGGUAAAGAAAAAGGGUGCCAGUCAUUUUAUACCCUCUACGCAAAUACUGCCACUGAAAAAAGCAUGGGAGAAUGAUGAAGAAUUUCUUUCCCUGCCUCCCAGAGUCAAGGAGUUAGAAGGUUUGGCUCGAUAUUUGUCUGAUCUUUCGCUGACUAAAGGGAGACCUGGGCAUGACCAGGUGCAACAAGACCUUCCAUGCUACAGUGGCAGCAGAGGGCAGCUUUCAGCUGACUCUGUUGAAGGUCAAGGCAGCAUAAAGAGCAAAUAUGGAAUUCACGGCAGUGAGGAUUGGGUCCUGUGUCAUGCAUGCAACUCUCAAAAGCCCUCUACAGAAAAUAUUUACCUGAGUAGCCAGGACCACAGGGAAUCUGUAAGCAGAUUGGGAAUGCCCUCCAUCAGGGACAUGCUAGAUGGGAGAUACCUAUGUGCACCGGAGACUGAAGGGCAGCAUCUACCAAAAGGGAGGGACCAACAGAAAGAGUCACUUGCACAAUGUAUUAAGAUAUUUUGCUGUCAGCUAGAAGAGCUAAUUCAUUGGCUGUAUAAAGUAGCAGAAGUUACAGACAACUGGAUUCCACCCGAACCAGACGUUGAAAGUGUGAAGACCUCCCUACAUCGUUACCUGCAAUUCAAGAAAGAUGUAGCUGAUCACCAGACGCUGACAGAGAGUGUGUUACAAAGGGGUGAAACCCUCCUGAAAUGCAUGGUGUCGAAUUCACCAGUUUUAAAGGACACCCUUGGAUUGAUUGCAAAACAAUCAGAAGAACUUGAAAGCCAUGCAGAACGUUUGUAUGAAUCGGUUUUGGCAGCUACGGAUACCAUUGGGGGUGACAGCCUGAUAAAGGACAGUGACACGCAACAAACGGUUGCUGAGGCAAAAGAAGCCAAGUGGGUAAUACCUCUAGCAGAGAUGGAACUUGUCAGCCAGUCUUUGGAGGCAUGAAGGAUGAGAUGCAGCAAGGCACUCUGAGCAAUAACAUUUUCAACUUUUAUAGAAAUGUCAAAGUGAAAUUGAUUACUAAGUACAGUGCAACUUGGCAAUACUGGGAUGCUUUUCACCAGUUUGUGAAGUAAGAGCUGUUGGUUACUGUGUUUUUAUUUAAACUAGUCCUGCAGUUUAAGUUGUUGUUGUUGUAGCAGGUAUACAGGCGCUUUUCAAACAAGCGCUCACGGAUAUUUUCAGUUGCUUUUCCCUUUAGAAGUUGCUUGUUCCAUUUAACAGUGUGUAAUUGUCAGGAACCACCACCCUUUUAAAAGGAGUAUUCCAAACACAGACCCCACAUAACUUGUGAUACUUCAUUUCAAGUAAAGCUGUGUGGUUUAUUUUA